AUGGAAUCCAUGUGCUUAAAAAGUGAACUGGAUCUUUUUACAUCUUCACCAACACAACUUGCCAUUGAAGAAUCCUCAUUUUUAGAAAUUCAUCCUGUGGCUUCGCUGAAUGAUAAAACUCCGAUAGAGUUUUAUAUAAGUGGAAAUGGAGAGCAUUAUCUAGAUUUGGCACAUACUCUUAUACAUAUACAGGCAAAGAUUGUGAAAAAAAACGGACACGAUUUAACAGAAACAGAUGAUGUUGCUCCGAUCAAUUAUUUCCUAAACACUAUGUUUUCCGAGUGCAGUGUUUACCUCAAUGACAGACAAAUUUCUUCACAGGGAAAUUACGCAUAUCGUUCAAUCCUCGAAAGCCUUUUAUUUUCUUCUAAAUCUAGCCAAGAGAAUAUGUUAACAUCCUCAUUGUUUUAUAAAGAUACGGCAUCACAACAUAAUGUAUUUGGCAAAAAUUCAACCAACUCAGGAUACAAGAAGCGACACGAAAUUUGUGCUAAAAGCAAUUUAAUGGAUUUAAUAGGACCUCUUCAUUUUGAUUUAGCUACUCAGCCGAAGCUACUGAUUAACGGUGUUAAUGUGCGCAUCAAAUUAGAACAAAACAAAGACAUUUUUUCUUUGAUGUCCAAAGACGACGAAUUUAAAACUGUGAUUCAUUCUGCAAAAUUAUACGUUCGUAAGGUAAACGUCUCACCUUCCGUUUUUCUGGCGCAUGAAAAAGCGUUAGAAAGUGGCGUGAUUAAAAUGCCAAUACGUCGAAUAGAAGUUAAGACCUUUGCUCUAUCAUAUGGACUACAAUCGACAACAAUAGCGAAUGCAUUUAUUGGGCAGCUACCAACGCGCAUCAUUUUAGGUUUUUUUAUCAAAUGA
Molecule: messenger RNA, 864 nt
Organism: Stegodyphus dumicola
Lineage: Eukaryota; Metazoa; Arthropoda; Arachnida; Araneae; Eresidae
Source: RefSeq, a predicted model, not a curated record